Propithecus coquereli (Coquerel's sifaka) is the source of this 4086-nucleotide messenger RNA. RefSeq names its product collagen alpha-1(I) chain. Bases 1 to 4086 code for a protein of 1361 amino acids. NCBI's taxonomy places the organism in Eukaryota, Metazoa, Chordata, Mammalia, Primates, Indriidae. The transcript is spliced from 5 exons. The record is from RefSeq and is a predicted model, not a curated record.
AUGCCGUGGGCAGGCGGCAGCCACGCGGCCUGCGUGGACCUGGCCGGGCUCUGCGGGAAGCUCUGGGAGCCCACAGCGGAACAGCAGCUGUCCCGACUCUCGCCCCUCAGUGGCGACGGCCCGCAUGCGCGCCAGCAGCGCGCGUCCCUGGUGCACCUGAAUCGCCUGCGCUACCAAGCACACCCCACAGCCAUGCACUGCGCACGCGGCGGCGCCCUCAGCAGGAGGCGCCCGAACAGCCGCAAGAUGUGCAGCGCAAGGACGCCCGUCGACGCGCGUGCCCUGACCAAGAAGCUCGACAGGACGGCCUGCCACCCCGCCGCCCGCGCCGUCCUGGGCAGCCUGCUGCUCUACGUCUCCAGCCGGGAGGACGGGCCCCCGGCGGCCGGGGGCUGCAGGCCGAGCCGCCAGCCCGAGUCCCAGGAGGCCACCCGGCGGCCCACGCGCUUCCAGCUCCUGCAGGCCAAGUUCCUGGGCGCCGGCCGCGAGCCCCACCUCAAGCGGACGCGGGAGGUGGGCAGGCUGACCCCCAGGGACAGGCUCGGGCCCGGCUGCAGCCUGGUGAGCGCCACCAUCAACAAGCUCCUGGACAAGACCAAGGAGAGGGCCGGCGGCCUCCCCGGCGAGAAGCCCCGCCGCAGCCCCCCCACCGGCAAGAGCGCCGUGAAAAACAUCCUGAAGAAGUUCUUGGCCGCGGAGGAGAAGGAAGCGCAGGAGAAGGCGGCCCGAGAGAGGCCCCCGGCGGAGCGGCCCAGAGCCCCCAGGGGCCUCCUGCCGAAGGUCGUGGGCACGAGCUCGGUGCUGUCCAAGCUGCGCGAGAAGUUCGAGCAGAGCGCCUGCCUCUGCUCCGAGGCCGGCCUGCUGCCGCUGCACGGCGGGGCGCGGAAGAAGAGAAACCUGCAGCGGCGGAAGAUGCACAGGCCGGAGGUGCGGGUGCUGCACACGGCCACCAUGGCCAGCACCUGCGUCAGGACGCCCCUCGCCCGCUUCCUGGCCUGCACGGCCGAGCCCCUGCCGGCCCUCGGCGUGGCCACCGUCGUGUGCGGCCCCAGGAGCUGGCUGUCCCGCUGCUCCAAGAUCAGCCACGCGGGUGCCAGGCGCCAGCCCGGAAGAGAAGGUGCCCUGCGCCCCGACGCAGGGGAAGCAGAGCCCAGCGGGAAGGGGCCCCUCCAGGGGGAGCCCAGAGAACAGCCCCAGGCCACGGCUCAGCGGGGUGGCCCUGCUGCUGCCGACACAGCCCUGCCCUGUGUGGGGCCGGACUCCCCCACGCUCCCUGGCCACCUGUCCGCGCUGUCUCUGCCGUCCCCACUGGGGUUGGCCGGCCGAAGGGGUGACGGGACGGUGCGUGCCACAGCGGGGAGUGCCAUGGAUGGCUCCUGGGAGGUGGGGGACGCGAGAGCCGCGGGGCCGCUGGGCGAGGGCGCGGCGGAGGCCCCUGAAGUCGCCAUGACAGUUUGCAGCUCAGAGGAUGAGAUGCCAGACUCGGAGAGAGACCCCCUCUUUGCCACGCAGAAGUAUUUCCCAGAACAGAACGGGCCGCGGCACAUCCCCCCGCUCUACGCGCCAGUGGUGCGGGCCGCGCGGCGAGCGCAGCCUGCCGUGGAGUCCCCGCGGAUCACUGUGCAGCGCCCGGUUGUCCACGAGAUGCCACCCGCUCCUGCCUCCCUGCACAACGCACCGCCUGGUGGAGACGCGCGUCCCCGCGUUGGGGGAGGGGACACCGUGGUUGAAAACGCACAGGCGGCGUCUCCCGUGGUGGCUGGGCACAGAGCGGCGGGCAGAGCUGCCGCGGAGCUGAGCGAGCCUCCCGGGGCCCCGGCAGGACCCCAGACCUCUUCCAGGCGGGGGGCACAGGCUGACCCGAGCCCUGCACACCCUCCAGGUGCUGCUGGUGCCGACGGCAGCAUCCCAGACGCGGCUCCGAUGCAGAGACCCCCCCGAAAUCCUGCCGGCGGAAAGGAAGGCAGAGGCAGCUUCGAGAGUCCAAACAGUCCCGAGAACCGCAAGGAUAUUUCAGCAGAGAGCCCGUGUGAGCUCCGUGAUGCGGGGUGCCCGGGGCCGGAGUCGCGUGCAACCCCAAAGCCUGGUGAGGGCCCCUCAUUGCACGACCCCACAACACGGAAAGGUCACCUAGGAAGAAACAGCUGCGGCCCCUCGGGGGGUCAGCACGCGCCAUCCCCCGGCGAGAGUGGUCUGACCGGCGCCCCCACGUCGCAGGCGGCUCCACCCGGGGGGCGUGUCGGGCCUGAGGGCUUCGCCACGAGGGGCUCGGACGUCCUGCACCGGCAGGAGCAGGGCCAGUGGCCGCCGGCCGCAUCUGCUCAGCCCCUGCAGGUUGCCCGGGGAAACGCCAGCCCUGACUGUGGCAAGAACACGGGGUCGUCCUUCGACGGACGGCCCAAGGCAAGCGUCAGAGCGCCCAGGGAGAUGGCAGGUGCGGCGGGCGUGGCGGGUCACGCUCCGGGUCACGCACCGCCGUUGCCAGCGAACGGCCGGCUCCCUGAGCACCCGGGGGACGAGGACGGGUGCGGAACACCAGCAACAGGUCUUCGUGCUGCGGAGGGGGGUGGCCUCCGGGGACAGUGUCUCCCUCAGGAACCCAACGACCGCCACGUGUGGGCCCCGGGUGGAGCUGCGGAAAGGAGCGUCUUCCACGGCCAGGCGGGGGCCCCGGCCCCCCACGCGGAGGGAGCCGCCCGCUCUUCCCCGGUGCCGUGUGCAUCCCAUGAGUCCGCAACACGCAAAAGCGACGCCGCAGUGGGAGGCGGAAAUCACGGAGCUGGGGCAGGACGUCCUCCAGGUCGUGGCGCGGAGCCCGCAGUUCCAGCCUCCACGUGUCGCAGGCCGUGGGGAGCGAGCCCAGCGGGGCCCAGCCUCGGCCCAGGCGAGCUGCCGUUGCCUGCCGAGAACCAGCUGACCACACGCAGAGAGGGCGCCGAGUGGGAGAAGCAGCUUCCUUCGGGGACAGAGCUCGCCGGCCCACCUCCCACAGCGCCGACCACAGAGGCAGAGGCCAGGCGGGCGGGGUGGGCCCAGCAGCGCAGCCCCCCUGACGCCCGGGCUCGCCAGCCCCCCGCCCGCCGCACCCCCGAGGCCCAGAGCCCAGGGAGUGAAGCCCAGGGGUGUCGGCCAGCACAGGCAGGCCCCGUGCUCGACUCCCAGUGGGGGCAAGAAAGUCGGCCCGCACCCGGGAGAGCUGCCUCAGGGUGUGUGAGGUCGCGGCAGACGCCGCAGCCAGCUGUCUCUGGGAGGCACACAGCGCCCUUGGGCCCGGAGGUUGUGCAGAACGUGGCAGAGCAGCCUCGGGCGCAGCUACGGUCAGCCCAGGACCCGGCCACAGAGGUGGAGAGCCCCCGCCCCCCUAGCCACAGAGGUCAGGCAGGUACACUGGGGCCGUGGGCGGAACAGGUGAGGAGCCCAGGUCAGGGACAGGGCACCUGGGCUGCCAAGACCUCAGACACAGCUCCAGGGAGCCCUGAGGAGCUGGGAAGCCUGGCUGCCCAGGGACAGCCCCAGGGACAGGUCCAGGGACAGCCCCAGGGACAGGUCCAGGGACAGCAGGUCCAGGGACAGGUCCAGGGACAGCCCCAGGGACAGGUCCAGGAACGGCCCCAAGGACAGGUCAAGGGACAGGUCCAGGGACAGGUCCAGGGACAGUCCCAGAAGCAGCCCGUUGUGGGCGCAGCUGGAGGAACACCUGCUGCGGGCAGGAGUGGGGGACGGGGAAGACCUGCCCCCAGAGAGGAUGGCCAGGGGGACCCUGCUGCCCCACACCUGCCCCAAGGAAGCCAGCCCCCCAGGGGCGAGAGCAGCGCGGCCCCUGCUCUGGAGCCCACGAACGGCUCUGCCGAGCCCACGCCCAGAGCUGGGGGCUGCCAGGGCGCCUGGGCCGAGGGCCAGGGGGCGCUGCUACGCAGGCCGGGGGCGCAGAGGGGGGAGCUGGCUGUGUUGGAGCAGGAGCGGCGCAGAAAGCCGUUGCCCCUGGCCAAGUACAGAGCCCAGAGCUUCAGCGACCAGAGGUCCUUCGAUUUGUCCUUCAGACCAGCGAGCCUCAGAGCCAGUGACACCUUCGACCUCCCCAAGUGA